UAUUUCCAAAUAAUAAAAUUUACUAUCAUGAAUAGGGUGUGUCUUGUGUUACUUUAGUAUUAGUGGUGAUAUGUUUUUGUUGAUCUACACACACUUUUUCCUCCUUGGGACCAACUAUAAGGAAAUUGGUGAAGGUUUGGGGUGUUAUCCAUACCUCUGCAUAGACCAAAGCCUAUGUGGAGAAAAAAGCCACCUAGGCUAAGCAACUCAACUGAUAUAUAAAUAUGAAGGUAUUUAUUUUCAGCUAAAGUAUAAAAAUAAAUGUCAUCUUUAGUAUUAUAUUUAUUAUGGUAACAUGACAUUAUUUAAUCAGAUUGUUGAUUCAUUGUCAUAUUCACGUAUGCCUAAUUCUGCUGGGGAUAGACUCCUUUCUGGUGCAAAGAAAACAAGUGAUGGAAUUUUCUGAAAUGUCUGUACUAAGAGCUGCCUAUUAACUGAGAGGCUUCUUUAGCUUUGUAAGCAAGGGAUGCCACUUCACCACUUAAAGAACCUGUUUUAUUUUUAAAAACAAGAAAUUGUGAUGCAAAGUAUAAAUAUAUUGUAAACCAUUGUCGUGGCAUUUACUACUUUCUAUUAUAAUUAUUUGUUUGCUGGUCCAUUUCACCCUUUUUAAGACAAACAGCUCUUCAAAGCCCAAGAGUUGUGUCUCACUUACCUGAAUCAUCUAUAAAAACCUAUUUUAAUAUUGUUUUAUGCUCUGCAAGAACAAUUUUUCUAUCCUAAGACUCUUCAAUAUGUAAUCUGAUGUUCUGAGAGCAUGCCUGGCAUAUCUAUGAAUUGAAAAUUGUUUUCUAAAUUUUUUAUAUAAGUAGAAACAUCUUUUAAAUAUUACUUAUUACUAAAACUCACAUGAAAUGUGUUAUCCAAAAUGAUACAUAAAGUGAUUCCCAGAAAUUUCCUCUUCAAGUAAAAUAAGAUAUCUAUAACAUUUGGAAUGAUAAGAAAGCAUUUGCUAGAUUUGGAGGAGACAGAAUGAAACAUUUGACCAACUAUUCUCACAUCUAAACUGAAUUGUGCUACUGUCUCUGAUUUGUGCAUUCAGCAAGCAUUCAUUAAAUCUCACUAGGCUACAAUCUAUAUUAUGUCCCAUUGAUGCCAGUUGCAUAUUAUGAGUCAAAUAUUAUCAUGUAUAUCCUGAAUAAUAUGUCAUUCUUAAAUGACAGCAUUUAUCUCCUUCUUUAAAAAGAGGCAAAUGAAAGCAUUCAGUGAAAACCACAAAUGAUACUAUUAUCACUUUUAUAGUCUGUAUUUAAAAGAAAUGUGACAACACUGUUUAUAUUGUACAAAUGUCCUUUAGAUGAAUUGCAAGGAGGACAUUUUUAUAUUCUAAUAUGUGUGGGAUUCACUAGCUGGGAUUCAUUGAUUCAUUACCCAAAUUUUCAUUCCAGGUCCUCCAGGCCCUCCAGGUGGUCUGAGAAUAGAAGACAUCAGAGCCACUUCUGUGGGACUUACUUGGAGCCGUGGCUCAGACAAUCAUAGUCCUAUCUCCAAAUACACUAUCCAGACCAAGACUAUUCUUUCAGAUGACUGGAAAGAUGCAAAGACAGAUCCCCCAAUUAUUGAAGGAAAUAUGGAGGCGGCAAGAGCAGUGGAUUUAAUCCCAUGGAUGGAAUACGAAUUUCGUGUGGUAGCAACCAAUACCUUAGGUAUAGGAGAGCCCAGUAUACCAUCUAACAAAAUUAGAACAGAUGGUGCUGCACCAAAUGUGGCUCCUUCGGAUGUAGGAGGUGGAGGUGGAAGCAACAGAGAGCUGACUAUAACAUGGGCGCCUUUGUCAAGAGAAUACCACUAUGGCAAUAAUUUUGGUUAUAUAGUGGCAUUUAAGCCAUUUGAUGGAGAAGAAUGGAAAAAAGUUACAGUUACUAAUCCAGACACUGGCAGAUACGUCCAUAAAGACGAAACCAUGACCCCUUCCACUGCUUUUCAAGUAAAAGUUAAGGCCUUCAACAACAAAGGAGAUGGACCUUACAGCCUCAUAGCAGUCAUUAAUUCAGCACAAGACGCCCCCAUUGAAGCCCCAACAGAAGUUGGUGUAAAAGUCUUAUCAUCUUCUGAGAUAUCUGUUCAUUGGAAACAUGUUUUAGAAAAAAUAGUGGAAACUUAUCAGAUUCGGUACUGGGCUGCCCAUGACAGAGAAGAAGCUGCACACAGAGUUCAAGUUAGCAGCCAAGAGUACUCAGCCAGGCUGGAGAACCUUCUGCCUGACACCCAGUACUUUGUGGAAGUCGGGGCCUGCAAUAGUGCAGGGUGUGGACCUCCAAGUGAUGUGAUUGAAACCUUCACCAAGAAAGCACCUCCUAGCAAGCCUCCAAGGAUCAUCAGUUCAGUAAGGUCUGGUUCACACUACAUAAUCACCUGGGAUCAUGUCGUUGCACUAUCAAAUGAAUCUACAGUGACAGGAUAUAAGGUUCUCUAUAGACCCGAUGGCCAGUAUGAUGGCAAGCUGUAUUCAACUCAUAAACACUCCAUACAAGUCCCAAUCCCCAGGGAUGGAGAGUAUGUUGUAGAGGUUCGUGCACACAGUGAAGGAGGAGAUGGAGUGGUGUCUCAAGUCAAAAUUUCAGGUGCAUCCACCCUAUCUCCCAGUCUUCUCGGCUUACUUCUGUCUGUCCUUGGCAUCCUCGUCUACUUGGAAUUCUGAAUGUAAUACGACAGCUGCUGUUCCCAUCCCAGCUCAGAGGACAUGCUUCAUCCCUGGGAUGACUACAAUUCCUUCCAAUUUCUGUGGCUCCACCCUAAGCCAAAUAAAUUAUACUUUAACAAACUAUCCAACUGAUUUACAACACACAUUAUGACUGAGGCAUUCAGGAACCCCUUCAUCCAAAAGAAUAAACUUUUAAAUGGAUAUAAAUGAUUUUUAACUCGUUCCAAUAUGCCUUAUAAACCACUUAACCUGAUUCUGUGACAGUUGCAUGAUUUAAUCCAAUGGGACAAGUUACAGUGUUCAAUUCAAUACUAUAGGCUGUAGAGUGAAAAUAAAAUCACCAUACACAGGUGCUUUAAAUUUAAUAACGAGUUGUGAAAUAUAAUAGAGGUUGAAAUGUUGGUCGUAUGUGAUAAAUGUAAGAGUAAUACAGUCUCUUGUACUAUCCUCGCGGUUUUGGGUCCUGCAUAUUUUUGAGUGGCCCCUAUCAUUCGUGACAAUAUGAGUUUUCCUGGGGAAAAAAAGUAGAGUAUAACUGAAACAUUUUGACAUAAGUCCCAUUUCCAAAUUAUUUUUUCUGAAUGAGUUGAAAGAUUUUGAAUUUUAAAAACUAAAUUCUGGAACUUACUGUCAGUAUUCUUAUUUUAAAAGUAAGUAAUUUUCUAAAUAUUUGAUUUUCCAAAUCAAUAAUACUUUUCAGUUAGUUUUUAAUAAUAAAGCAAACAUGCCAUGUGAAAAUUUUUUUUACUUUUAUAAUCUACUGUGAAGUUAUUUUAUGCUUUUCUUAUCUUCAAUUCCAAACCUCAAAAAUCAUAACUCAUCUAGAGUAUCAUUAUAUUACUGUGUUUGUUCAUAUGUGGGAUGAUGAAUUUUGAAAAACAGAGUGCUUCCUUAUGAAUUGAGAUGUGUCAGUCUUCACACAGCUAGGAAUAAAGGACAGUUAAAUGAAUAUUAGAAUUACCUGAUAAUAUUCUAGUAUCCUCGAUUUUGUGCUUCAUUCCUAAGUAUAACCUUUCUUUUUUUUUGGAGAUGUGGGAUCAAGAAAUCACCUGUAGGUCAGAAAAGCUACAGAAUUUCUUUUUUUGUUGUUUUUAAAUUGUUUUAAAGCUCAUUUCCCACGUUAACGCAAUACUGAAAACUGGCUAAAAAUACCAAAUCUAUAUAUUGCUAAUGGUACUUUGAAGAGUAUGCAAAACUGGAAGGCCAGAAGGAGACAGAUAAUGUGUCUUUCCAAUGGUGUCUCCCAAGUGUUGGUGCUUUGGGUUUUUAUAGGUUGUGAAAAGGAAGAUGCACAUUUCUUCAUUCUCCAUGGUGUGCACGGAAAUGUGUUUGAGUGUGGAUGUAAAAGAAAGUAAUAAAGAAUUAGCUGGCUUGUGAAAUAGUGCAAUGUCAGAUGAUUCAAGAGGUGUAAUCCUAUUUUAUUAGCACAACCUUGCGAGCUAAUUAGAGAUAGAGUUUAUCUUUUUAGAAAGGAUACCUUAUAGGUUCAUAAAAAAAAAUAUUUACAGGAAGCAAAAUAGAACUAUUACUACUUUAUCCCCUUUUCUUUAAUUUGUAUAAUUUUUGUACUAUAUAUCUAUGUGUAAAUGUUUAGAGCCUUCAUUAUGAAAAUAUCAAUAAAUAUUUCAUUAGUUUACAUUUAACUCUUUGUUAUAAAAUGAAACUUUUUAAAGUAAGUGAAAUGGAUGAUUUCCCAGUGGAAGUAUGUCAACAGUCUUCAGAUCGUUGCCAGAUUUCGUAAAAUAUUUAAUUAUUUGAAAAAGAAACAAAAUGUCUUCAUACUUUAGGGGAAACCAAUAUUCUGUAAGCCUUCUGUACAAAUGUUUGUGUUUCAUUGUUACACUUUGGGGUUUUCCUUUUGCAAUGUGACCCAUGUUGGGCAUUUUUAUAUAAUCAACAACUAAAUCUUUUGCCAAAUGCAUGCUUGCCUUUUAUUUUCUAAUAUAUGGUAAUAGCAAGCAAAACUGGUUAGAUUUUGCAUGAGAUGGUUCUGAAAGGUAAGAAGAAAGCAGACUUUGGAGGUUGUUUAGUUUUAAAUUUCUGACAGAGAUGAAGUAGAUUAAAAUCUGUCAUACACUGAUAACUCAAGCUUUUCAUUUUCUCAUACAGUUGUACACAUUUAACUGGGACCAUCAGUUUUAAAUUGCUGUCAAGCUAACUAAUGUAUCUUCUGCUUUAAGACACAAGAUUCUUAAUUAAACUUUAUAUAGAUAUAGAUACAUCUGUUGUUUCUUUGUAUUUCAGGAAAGGUGAUAGUAGUUUUAUUUGAUACUGAUAAAUAUUGAAUUGAUUUUUUUAGUUUUUUUUAUCAUUUUUUCAAUGGAGUAGUAUAGGACUGUGCUUUGUCCUUUUUAUGAAUGAAAACAAAUUAUAAAGAAAUAAAUGUCUUACUGUUACCCAAGAAA
This is a messenger RNA of Microcebus murinus (gray mouse lemur), 5049 nucleotides long. The record is from RefSeq and is a predicted model, not a curated record. Lineage: Eukaryota; Metazoa; Chordata; Mammalia; Primates; Cheirogaleidae.